AGAGAGAGAGAGAGAGAGAGAGAGAGAGAGAGAGAGAGAGAGAGAGAAAAUAAUGGGAUCCCAUCCAGACAUGUGCGGAUAGAAUAGCCUCUUUGUAGCUUUAUUCUCAUGUAAACUGCCUGGUGUCGUCAGAGAGAAAGAGAGAAGGAAAGAAAAAGGGGAGACAAAUUCACUGACUUUUUUUUUUUUCUUCUGAAAAUGCUUCCCUGUUCAUCGUCAUCCGCGCAGAUGGAGGGAUGCGAGGAGGAGAAAGACGCACAAAUGCAAACAGAGUGCAGCAGACUGACUGAGGAGAGAGACGAGGCCGAGAGACAGCUCAAACACAUCAAGAGAGUGUCGCAGAUGGUGAUUGAGGAGGUGAGCGUUCUGCAGACUCAGCUGGAGAUUGAGAAGUCAUGUCGUGAAAAUGCAGAGGCCCUGGCCACAAAGCUGAACUGUGAGAACAGGAAGUUGAAGUACCUGAGCCUGUCGUCCCGGCCGUGUUUGGAUGAACUGCUGCCUAGCAUCUCCGACUGCAUCGCUCUGGAGGAGGACGCAGAUGCACCCGACAGCAGCCCUGAUAACUUCAUACAGUACCAACAGCAGGUUAAAGAGCUGCGGGAGACGGUGAACAGCUUGUUGGAAGAGAAGAAAGAGUUUGUCUGUCAGAUUCACGACCAGCAGAGACGGAUAGAGGAGCUUACUGCACAGUCAGAGAAAGAUCAGGCAGAGAUGAAGGAGCUUCGCGAAACUGUUGACCAGCAGAGUAAAACCAUCAAGAGAUUUAACAGAGUCUCUAUGAUGGCCACCCAGGAGUAUGAGGGGAUGAAGGAGCAGCUCGACUUGGAGCAGAACCUGAGAGUCAAGGCUGAGACUUACGCACAUGAGAUGCUGGUGAAGCAGAAGGAAGCAAACAGGCAGAGCAUGCUGCUGCUGCAGAGCGCUGAGCCCAGCGUUCAGCUGCUCAAGGCCCUGGAGGACGUCGCCUCCAUCACCAAAACCCUUGAGGAGGAGCGACUGCAGCAUCAGCAGAAGGUGCAGAGCCUGGAGGCAGAGCUGCAGCAGAGUGCGGUCAAGAAGGAGCUGGAGGCCCUGCAGAGGCAGCUGGAGCUGCUGGACGAGGAGAAGAAGGAGGUGGAGGGACGACUGGAGCGGGCAGAGAAGAAGAACAGCGAGCUGGAAAACAGAGUCCAAGAGCUCCAGGAGGCCCAGAAAAGCAUCGCCGCUGCUGCCAUGGCGACCGGCCCCGGGGCCCCACCCCUUGCUCCAGGGGUGGCUCCACCCCCGGCUCCUCCCCCACAGCCCCCUCCACCGCCUCCUCCUCCUCCCCCUCCUCCGCCACCGCCGCCCCCAUCACGUUGCAACCCGCUCAGCUCUCUGAUUGCCAUCAUGAGAAAAUCCUCCAAAGGAUCAAAAGGCUCUCCGAAGGCAGAGCCGCCGCCUGCUGCUGAGGGUGUGGACGACGUGAAGGUCAAGGCGGUGAACGAGAUGAUGGAGCGGAUCAAGCAUGGCGUCGUCUUGCGGCCCGUCAAGGGUCAGGACAGCAAGAGAGUAGCUGUAAAACAGCCUCCAGCAGUGUCUGAGGAGAAACAGCAGGAGAGUGCCAUGGAAGAACUGAAAGGCAUCCUGGAGACGGUGAAGCGAAGCCCCAGCCGAGGCUCACAGGAAGCUGCAGCCUCGCCGCCGGGGAAGAAGGACAGCGAGCUGGAAGUGAUCCUGAGACGCCGACGCAACAAGGCAGGAGAGCCGGGCUCUGGAGAUGAGAGGGAAGGCCAGAUGAGCCACGUCUCCUCCUCGGACAGCCUGAACGGGAGGCGCACCAGCUCCGACUCGGGCAAGGAUCCAGAGGGUCCCGGCGCUCUGUGUGUCCCCUCGGACGCGGCAGGACCCAGGGUCAGCCCGGAGAGGGGGGCGGGGCCUCCCGUGGCCAGGAGGAAGAGCUCUGACACCGGCAAGGAGCCCAGCGUGGCCUCCCGGCAAGACAGGAGGUCCCGCAGCUCUCUGUCCGAGAAAGGAGCAGCCGAGUCGCCGGUUGCCAACGGCUGCACUGACAGCGGGGUGGAGAAUGACAGACAGGCGGGGGAGAAGUGCGCUCAGUCCAACGGAGUCGACCACGCCGGGCCCGGUGAGGCCGCGCUCACCACGCUCGCCUCCAACCCCAUCAACGGCAGCGCUGACGCCGAGUGCUAAGACGGACUCCAGGGAUCCCGGGCUCGUUUCCGCUUGACGUGCAGGAAACCUGACGAUUGAUAUCAGGAGCAAAACAUGUAAUCCAUUACAACUUCCACUGUAAAUUUUAGGCUGCAGUCACACCCGCAGAGAGUGGCAAAGUUGCAUUUUGAUAUUUGGUUGAUUUCGAUUCAAACUGACCAAUUACAAGCCAAUCAGAGCUUGUAGAUGAAAGUCACAAGUCUGAAAAGUAGUUUGGAAGUUUUGAGUUUUGGUAAAAUGUUGAAUCUUUUCCUGUCUGAACACAUAAAGAAAUCGCCCUCUAGCCAUGAUCGCUUGUGUUUUAGGGUGGUUUCCUGUAGUUGGUGGGAUUGGUGAAAUUGCUCUCAGCUCGGCAAACUAGUUGAAUUAAGCAAGGAAACGUUGCAGAUUUCAGGUAAACCACUCUGAAUAUGCUGAUUGUGAACGCAGCCUAAAAUUCCCAGCCAUUGUAGAAGCCCCCACUCCUCUCACACACACACAUACACACCCUGCAUAAAUAACACCCUGCAAGGUGUUUUAAACAGUUCCUCUUCUGGGCCAAGCCAGGGUCCAAAAUGAAUGCCGCUCAGGAAAAAAAAUGCCUUUGCAAUAACAUAAAACGCUCAUGAAAUUAUAAUUGAGGGUGAAAAUGUCCGUAAUUAGUAGGAGAACCUCAUUCAUGUAUUUCACCCUGUUCACACUUUCCUUCCAGUGCAUUCAGAGACGUCAUUUUUGAUCAGGAAACAACCGACACAGUCAAAAAUGCACACAAACAAAAAAUAAAUACAUAAAAGAACCAGUAUCAUUAAUAAGAAAGGUCUGCUUCUCAAUAUACAAUUCAAAUGCAUUAUUUUACAGUUGAAUAAAAUUGUUCUUAAAAAAAAAAAAAGGGACCAAAAUGGCCACAAAAAAGGGCCAUUUUUGUUCCUUCCCCUGGCCUGAGGAACAGCACAGGAGAGGUGGGACUUUCUGCAGUGGCUGCUGUGAAGGAACCUGAGCGUUUUGUCGCUCUGCAUCCGUCCUCCUGCUCUCAGAGGGUUUGUGAACGCAGCCUGCGGAUCCUGGACCACAGCAAGGCAGAACUGUAUGAGGAAAGCUGCACUUUUUUGCACAGAACCUCAGUUUUAUUUUUAUUUUUAUUUUUUGUUUGUUUGUUUUUUUUCCUUCAGUUACAGACACUUUGACUUGUACAAUGACUGCAGAGCUUUAGGUUGUCGUUCUUCUGUUUGAUGCACAAAGGAUCCGUUCAAUGUAGCUUUGUGUCAUCAGAAGGAAUGCACUGUACUGUUUGGGAUCCAACUCUCCAACUUCCUCUGCUACUCUUCCUCUUCUUCCUCCUCUUCUUCUUCUCUACACCCAGUCGUACUUAGGGCUGCACAAUCUUAUCAUGUAGAGCUGAACAUGGCAAUUGUCGUUUCCUGCAAUUCAUAAUCACCUUUCAGCAAUACUGACACAUUUAAUUUGAUUUUGUUCCACUCAAAGCAUUGCUGUAGUGAUAUAAGAUGAAAAAAAAAAAAAACACUGAGGCUAAUAUCUAGCAAAAUGAAUGGAAUUACCACUUUAGCCGUGAUUGUGCAGCCCUACUUGUAGUAGCCAGGUAUUUAGACUAUCUCAUUCAUUAUCUUCCUCUGUGAUGCCUGUACGGGAAACAGUGAGUAACUACUGACUUCUGUAUUUGAACACAAGUUAGGAAACAUAAAAGGAACAAUGUUUACAGCCAGGGUUAUCUCCAAGCAAACUGAAUACAGCACUGCACAUGUAAAAGGCACUUUUUUGCGCUUCUGCACCUGAAGCUCUCACACAGGUUUCAGCGUGUCGACUAUCAGUGUGUCAUAAGGCGACAGCAGCAGCAUAGGGCGGUGGUUCCCAACGCGAGAUCCGGGGACCCCUCGGGGGACCUUUGGGAGGAUGUAAAAGGGGGCCCCAGAGAAAUGAAGAGGAAUUACUUCACAUUCACUGCAAGGAUUGUAUACGAAUGAUUGUUGUGAUCAGAGAGAGGCUUCAGCGGAUGGUCGUACAGUUCGAAUAUCUUACAGAAAUGUUCUCAGGGUCCUCGGGACAAAAUGUAAUCAGAUGGAUUUGGGGGUUGUUGACACGGUGGCACGGGGACACAAAACAGGAAUUAGGUGCUUGUGUACUUUGUCUACCUCUUCCUAGACACCUGCCUCUCAAACCGAACUGUCCUAAAUUGUAUUUCAUGACAUGGAAACUCAUGAGAUAUUGUCACCGUCCCUCCGCCGGAGAGCGGCGCGACGUCUUGCUGUCUUCCACACGCAUUCCUCCACACGCCGACCCCUCAGCACCGAAUCCAGCCCUAUGCACCUUUGCUGAGAUACCCUCAUUGUUUCUGUGCUCCGUCAGCUCAUCCACACUUGAGCGUGCAUUCCUUGACUUUUUGUUUGUAGGGCCCGCUGUCUAUAUAGCUUUCCUGAAACAUGAUGCAACAUUAAAAAAAAUAAAAAAAAUAAAAAAUAAAUACCCGAAUAAUUUUGAAGAGUAUGCAAAUACAUAAGGCACAUUUGUAACGAGAUAAUGCUUUCACACCUUGUAAAUCUUUCUUAAAACACAGGAAUCACAUUUAAUCUGCAUUUCGUUCUGUCCAUUGAGUGUGUUUGACUCCGAUGCAAAGGACCAGGUGUUAAUGAGUUACUGCACUGUUAGACUGCACAUAAACAACCCAAACCUCUGCUUUCUUUUUGUAGAUCUGGAGGCGAGAUUACUGCAAUCUGGCAUUAGUGGCUUACGCUACCAGAGGCCUGUAGAUUUAUGCAUAUCGGCCUUGUUGUAGGGCCUCGAGGUGACUCCUGAGUCGGCCUGUACCUGGGUUGUGUUUUUGGUCCCUAUAUCGAGUGCAUAGUUGUUAGACAGUGGCUAAUUACAAAGGGAAUUAUCUGAGUUCGGGUGGCUAUUAAUAUUGUGUGUGUUUGGGAUAUAAACCGAGUGUUAACUUUUUUAAUUAUGAACAUUCAUUUAGCAUCACUUGGAUGAAAUAAAAUUGCAAUUCAAA
Messenger RNA from Myripristis murdjan (pinecone soldierfish), 5176 nucleotides. It is a transcript of the gene shtn3, whose product is annotated as shootin 3. NCBI's taxonomy places the organism in Eukaryota, Metazoa, Chordata, Actinopteri, Holocentriformes, Holocentridae. The record is from RefSeq and is a predicted model, not a curated record. The transcript is spliced from 17 exons. Gene Ontology annotation, cellular component: cell leading edge; axonal growth cone; cytoplasm. The coding region runs from base 199 to 2169 and encodes 656 amino acids. Gene Ontology annotation, biological process: neuron projection morphogenesis; positive regulation of neuron migration.